Cebus imitator (Panamanian white-faced capuchin) is the source of this 5426-nucleotide messenger RNA. It is a transcript of the gene SYT7, whose product is annotated as synaptotagmin 7. The record is from RefSeq and is a predicted model, not a curated record. Gene Ontology annotation, molecular function: phosphatidylserine binding; SNARE binding; calcium-dependent phospholipid binding. Gene Ontology annotation, biological process: regulation of calcium ion-dependent exocytosis; cellular response to calcium ion; regulation of dopamine secretion. The coding region runs from base 101 to 2161 and encodes 686 amino acids. Gene Ontology annotation, cellular component: synaptic vesicle; axon; synapse. The transcript is spliced from 13 exons. NCBI's taxonomy places the organism in Eukaryota, Metazoa, Chordata, Mammalia, Primates, Cebidae.
CCCGGGGGUCGCCCGGCCCCAUGCCCAGCGGCGGCGGCGGAGCAGCACGCGGCCGCGGGCGGCUCUGAGGAGCCCGGAGGGAACCGGCUACGAGGGGACCAUGUACCGGGACCCGGAGGCGGCCAGCCCAGGGGCGCCCUCGCGAGACGUCCUGCUGGUCUCUGCCAUCAUCACCGUCAGCCUUAGCGUCACUGUUGUGCUCUGCGGCCUCUGCCACUGGUGUCAGCGCAAACUGGGCAAACGCUACAAGAAUUCCUUGGAGACGGUGGGCACGCCAGACUCAGGGCGUGGGCGCAGUGAGAAGAAGGCUAUCAAUGAUCUAGACAGAGACUUUUGGAAUAACAAUGAGAGCACAGUGCAGCAGAAAUGGAGCUCCUACCCUCCCAAGGAGUUUAUUCUAAACAUUUCACCCUACGCCCCUUAUGGCGACCCACGACUGUCCCUCAAUGGCACCCUCCUGUCAGGCGCCAAAGUGGCCGCCGCGGCGGGGCUGGCGGUGGAGCGGGAAGGCCGGCUGGGGGAGAAGCCGGCGCCGGUGCCGCCACCCGGAGAGGACGCCUUGAGAAGCGGCGGGGCUGCCCCCAGCGAGCCGGGCAGCGGUGGCAAGGCGGGGAGAGGCCGCUGGCGGACGGUGCAGAGCCACCUGGCCGCAGGGAAGCUCAACUUGUCCAAUUUCGAGGACUCCACCCUGUCCACGGCCACUACCCUUGAGUCUAUCCCCAGCUCCACGGGAGAGCCGAAAUGCCAGCGACCCCGCACCCUGAUGCGGCAGCAGAGCCUGCAGCAGCCGCUGAACCAGCACCAGCGGGGCCGGCAGCCCAGCCAGCCCACCACCAGCCAGAGCCUGGGCCAGCUGCAGGCCCACAUGGCCUCAGCGCCAGGCCCCAACCCCCGGGCCUAUGGCCGGAGCCAGGCUCGGCAGGGCACCUCGGCCGGCUCCAAGUACCGGGCGGCGGGGGGCCGCAGCCGCUCCAACCCGGGCAGCUGGGACCACGUGGUGGGGCAGAUUCGAAACCGAGGCUUGGACAUGAAAUCCUUCCUGGAAGGCCGGAUGGUGGUGCUAUCCUUGGUCUUAGGGCUUUCGGAGCAGGAUGACUUUGCCAAUAUCCCUGACCUGCAAAACCCAGGAACCCAGCAGAACCAGAACGCUCAGGGGGACAAGAGGUUGCCUGCAGGAGGGAAGGCAGUGAACACAGCCCCGGUGCCAGGCCAGACACCCCAUGAUGAGUCCGACCGCCGGACCGAGCCACACUCCUCCGUCUCAGACCUCGUCAACUCCCUCACCAGCGAGAUGCUCAUGCUCUCCCCAGGCUCCGAGGAGGACGAGGCCCACGAGGGCUGCAGCCGAGAGAACCUGGGCCGGAUCCAGUUCAGCGUCGGCUACAACUUCCAGGAGUCCACGCUCACCGUGAAGAUCAUGAAGGCCCAGGAGCUGCCGGCCAAGGACUUCAGCGGCACCAGCGACCCCUUUGUCAAGAUCUACCUGCUGCCCGACAAGAAACACAAGCUGGAGACCAAGGUGAAGCGGAAGAACCUAAACCCCCACUGGAAUGAGACUUUCCUCUUCGAAGGUUUUCCCUAUGAGAAGGUGGUGCAGAGGAUCCUCUACCUCCAAGUCCUGGACUAUGACCGCUUCAGCCGCAACGACCCCAUCGGGGAGGUGUCCAUCCCCCUUAACAAGGUGGACCUGACCCAGAUGCAGACCUUCUGGAAGGAUCUGAAGCCAUGCAGCGAUGGGAGUGGGAGCCGAGGGGAGCUGCUCUUGUCUCUCUGCUACAACCCCUCUGCCAACUCCAUCAUCGUGAACAUCAUCAAAGCCCGGAACCUCAAAGCCAUGGACAUCGGGGGCACAUCAGACCCCUAUGUGAAGGUGUGGCUGAUGUACAAGGACAAGCGGGUGGAGAAGAAGAAGACAGUGACGAUGAAGAGGAACCUGAACCCCAUCUUCAACGAGUCCUUCGCCUUCGAUAUCCCCACGGAGAAGCUGAGGGAGACGACCAUCAUCAUCACCGUCAUGGACAAGGACAAGCUCAGCCGCAAUGAUGUCAUCGGCAAGAUCUACCUGUCCUGGAAGAGCGGGCCAGGGGAGGUGAAGCACUGGAAAGACAUGAUCGCCCGUCCCCGGCAGCCUGUGGCCCAGUGGCACCAGCUGAAGGCCUGAGUGGGGCCAAGGGAGGCCCAGGGGGCCAAAGGCCUAGGUCCCCAUCAUGCCCUCACCACUUUAUGCACAAUGCCCGGCCUGAGCCCCCUGCCAUAGGGAGGGGAGGACCCUGAGGGCUCAGCCAGGAAGGGGUCCCAGACUCAACUGGGCUCCGUUUCUAAGAAGUAUCAGCCCCGUCCCCCACAGUCCAGCUUGGGGGAAGGGACUCUGGGAGGCAUUUUCCUGCUUUGCCCCUUUUCUUCCUGACUUGCUGAUACUAAAGAAGUCGGGGGAGCUCGAGAGCCAGAUGGCCAGACAGGCAGACCCCUCCAGAGGCCAGCCAGGUGGGCAUGGUUCCCCGUUUUCUUUAAGGCAGUGCCUGGAGUGGAGAGAGGCUGUCCCCUCUCCAGCCCCCAACGUGGACCCAGGGGAGGGGAGGCUGAGGCAUUUGGCCCUGGUCUGUCCAGGAGAGGCCCAUCCCCAGGGCAGCUUCAGGUGCCAGCUGGGCCCUGAGUGCCAAGGAUAGUGUAGAGCCCUCUCCUGGGUCCUGGAGCCAUGGCCCUUUGUACUUGUGUUGUGUCCAUUGUGUGUGUGCGUGGGGACAGAGGCCUGACAGUGCAGAAGACUAGGCAGAGAAGGCAGGUUUCAUGAAGGCCAGGCAGGGCUGGAGGCAGGGGGCAGGAGAGGAGAGGCCCAUAGGGCUGAGUGGGGUGGGGUGGGGCAGAUGUUGGGAACAGAAGAGGGGCUGGAGCUGAGCUGAGAACUGGGCUGCCUCCUGACACCCCCUCUCCUCCCCUUCUUCCCUCAGUGCCCAACUCCGCUCAGAAUCUCAAUAGUUCCUCCUUCAGCAAUUUCAUCCCUUGAACACUGGCUCACACCUUUUAGGCACCUACUGUGUGCAUAGCAUCCCACUAGGGCUCACCUUCCUUCCUUCUCAAGGGGUCCCGAGCCCCCACUAGCUUUGCCCUAAUUCCUUCAUCCAAAGACCCCCGCCAGCUUCCCACACCUCACACGGCAGCCACAUUGGCCCUGUUCUCCAUGUUCUCCAGCUGCCCUGCCUUCCUCAUGUCUCCCUGCCUGUGCAGACCUCUACCCCUCCAUCCCCCAGUGCUUGUAGACCUUCCAUUCAUUCCCUCUCGUGAGUGGUCUCUGAUCUUCCACCACCUGACCUUCUCCAGGACUCUCUUCUCACCCUUCCCUACUCCCUGGUGCCCGGGAGCAGCUCCUUCUGCCCAACUCACAGUGUGGGGAAAGGAGGCGGGGAAAACACUGGGAUUCUGUGAGUUCUGAGAUUGCCACACACAAAAAAGCCGUGGUUUCUCUGCCUCAGCCACUGAUAAGACCAGAACUGGCUUCCCCUUGGAGACGGCAGAUUUCAGGCUGAUCCCUGCUUAAGCCCUCUCAUCCCCACGCUGGUACUAGUAUUGAUACAAGACCCAGCUGGUGACAAAGCCUCCGAUCCUGGGGGUCCACGAGCCUGAGCCUGACAUUCCCAGAAUCACCGCCAGGUGGCGCCAGGUCCCCACAGUCUGUGGCCGUGAUCUUGGCCCACAGUUCCACCCUGGAUGGGCCUGGGACAUCCCAAGGAGACGAGGACUCUAGAUAGGGUCCCCACAUCCAGAGUGCGGGGAGACCAUAGGCAUUUGGGAACCAUUUUCCUUCGAUCGGCUUCCCCUUGAGCUGAGCAUUCUGCUCGAUGCAGUAGAUGGGUGGCCUUUUGCCCAUAUCAAAAUUUUCUUAAAUUGAAUCUCACACCCCCACCCCCAUUCCCUCUCCCUGGGAUCUGGAGGAGCAUCAUACAUAGUAGGUGAAUCGUUUUGUAGAGUGAAGAAUGCCAAUGUAAAGCAAAUAGUCACCCACGUUCCUUGUAAAUCCAAAUGUUUCUAUAUUGUAGAUUUGCUUAAAAUGGAGUCGGCCCCAACUGCAUUGUCCUCUUUGGCGGGCUGGGGACGGCCCCAGCUGGGACAGGAGGGCAAAGGCCACGUAGAUAUGGGAGAGGGUGUGGUGGGAAGUCUGCCUUUCUCCACCUCUCCCUUGGACCCCCUUCGGUUUCCUGUCCCCCCACCACCCACCUGCCCCUAGGAAGACCGCCGAGUGAGCGAGCCCCCACCUCCCAGGCCUCUUCGCCAGCCAGGGAGCCCCCCGCAUCCAACCAACUUGCAUCAAGUGGGCAGGGCAAUGGCUGCCCCUUUUCCCGAGCCCCGCUCACAGAGCUCUUAGCCAAUCCUAUGCAGAGAGCAUCUCCUGGUGAGGGUCUCUUCCCACUCAGACCCCACCCAGGCACAUUGGUGACAAGGCUUCCCCAGCCCCCCAUGUGCAGGUGGAGCUCUGGGAUGCUGUGCUGGGGGGUGGCAAACGGAGGGCUGAGGGCCAGGUAGGCUAGCACAGGAGGCAAGGGUGGUAUGGGACAGGGCAGGGGGUGGUCUAGGGAGAUAGGAAAGCAGGGAAUGGGGAACUUGAGGGUGGGAAGAGGGCACGGAGCCCUGCCACCAUCCCAGGACUUUGGGCAAAUUACCUGUACUCCCUGGGCCUCAGUUUCCCCAUCUGUAAAAUGAUGGUAAUAAUACUUCACCUACCUCAUAGGGGAGGUUGUGAGGCCGCCAUCACCUGACGUGGGGGUCAAGGCAGGAGGACUCUGAAGGUGCUACCCCGGAGCAAAGCGAUUUCUGAAUCCUGAUAGCAAGACCCGCCUGCCCCUCCCCCACAGAGCCUCCAGAGCUAGCUGAGGCCAACCCAGGCCCCGUCUCUUCACUGUGUCGCAGGCCCCUUUGUGGGCCUCAUCUGCCAUCUUCGUGGGCGCCCUAGACUUAGUCCUUACCUUGUUCUGGUUUCCUUUCUUGUGAUCAUCUCCCCACGUAACUGCUGUACAAAUCCCACCUGCCCCGGGACCCCCACACCUGCCCUCCGGCACCAGAUGCCAGGGAAGGUACAGAGGAAAACAGCCACAAACAAGCCAAGGGGCACUCCAACCACCGAGUGCCCCGGGGGUGGGAAUCGGUGGCGCUGUUUGUAUCGUGUUUGAGUCCUUGAGUGCAAGUGUUUUAUAAAAAAUAAAACAAAAACCCACCAUCAAAAAAAAAAAAAAUUUUAAAAAAAAAAAAAAAAAAAAAAAAAAACAAAAAAAAAAAAAAAAAAAAGGAAAAAAAAGAACCAUACAAAAUGUUUCCACCACACAUGCCCUCUAAGCCAGCAAAAUUUCCUCUUUGCAAAAUCCUAUUUUUGUGGGAAUGGGCCCCGCUUUUUGUGGCGAGGCCUGUUCUGAUUAAUAAAGGAUCAUGGAACAGUA